CCGGCUAUUCCGUCAAUCAAGUUGUACUACUUUUGAAAUUUGUCUUUCAACUACUUUUGUAUUUGACUAGCCAUAUAACAAAAGUAAAAUGAGUUCAAAUGAACUUGGAUCAGAGAUGUUACCAGACUGGGUGAGCAAUAUUCAGGAAAAGUACGAUGAAUAUAAAGAACCAACCCUUCAUGUAUCUACUUUGAAUUUGCUGAGGGUCAUCUCAAGAUCGCUUAAACAAGACUUAAGAGCUUUUGUGACAGCUAUAGAAAUUAUUGAAGAGUAUAUUCGUGCAAAACGUGGAACUCAGAUAAAUUCUCCGACACUGGUAGCAUUAUGUUCAGUUUUUAUGGCCAGGCAAACUUACCAGUACAAUGAAGUCGUAUUAUGCGAGGUAGACAUUUUGUCAACUUUGAAAAGCUAUGUUCCCAUGAGUAACAAAGUCGACGAUUUAACAACAUUUAUAUACAAAUUUGAAAAAGAUACAAGAAUUCGAGCAGAUGUGAUGCCCAUUUGCAUGGAUGUCAUGGAAAUGUUAUAUCUAACAAGAAGGCGUUGGUUUUACAGGAUGAAGGAAAUUUACUCUACUAAUGAAGAUUCAUCCAGAGCAUUUAGGACAUUGAUGAGACAUCGACUAUUUUUCCCAAUUUGCAUUCUAAUCUUCGUCUUUAGAAAAACAAACUAUAAGCAUUGCCUGGAUGUUGACAAAAUUCUUCGCGAUAUGUCAAAGAAGUGUAAUAUACAUACUGAUCACUUCAAUGCCCAUAUUGACUUGAUUGAUGAGAUCUAUUCAGAAAAAUUCUAAGCGACUGUGAACACUGAUAAAUUUGUAUUUUAUUGUAACCAUUUUGCAGAACUAUAGUUUUUGUUACCUAUUAUAACUUACAAUGAUUAUGAUUAUUUUGUAAUUAUGGAUUUGAUAGCUUUGUUUGUAUUUUUUUGUUCGUUUUGGACGAUUUUUGCUCUUCAAACCAUCCACAAGACAGUUUGUGGACUACUCGAAAUAUUGGAUAGCCACUACAACGUCAAUGUCAAACUAAUUUUAUCCUCAAACAAUUAAAUCAAAUUCAAGCGGAUAACCAAAUGGAAAUGGUAUUUACCAUUUUGGGUUGGUAUUUACCAAUCCGUUCAAGCGAGUGUAGUUAUCAGUUUGGUUAUAAGAUCCGUGACGUCACGAAUCAGCUGUUAUAUGUCAUAGUUAUCAGCGCAAAAUUGUGGUAUUUACCCAACUCAAGAGUAGUUUUAUAUUUCUGGUUAUUAUUUGAAAUGUGACAAGUUAGAAUUUUGCCGGGUAUUGGAUAUUGUUAUUGUACUUCAGCUUCAUUUUUGAGAAAAAUGAUACAGGCUGACUUCAGUUUUACCAUAAAGUGGAGCACCUUAUUAGUUAUACUCAUUACGGUUGUUGGGGACACUUUAAAUGUAGUUCCUAUGCUUACAAAGUAUCCUGUGUAGCCAUAUACCACAAGAAUAUUAAAGUAUGGCCAUAUAAACUCACUAGAUGAUAUCCAUCUGUAUAUGGUUUUGCUAAUUUCUUUUUUCAUCAUUUCUGCUGAAUCAAUAAAUGUUUUCUUUGACAUGCGGAAAAAUUUAGAGAAUUGAAAGUUAUCAUAGCUACAAAGCCAUGGUUCCAUCAUUAAAAAAAAUCUGAAAAAACAUUUCUCCCAUGAAUAUUAUGAAAGGUUUCUUAUUUAAACUUUCCAUAUACAGUUGUAGACGAAAAAGCACCGAUUAUUAAGUGAUAAUAAAAAUAAUCAGAUAUUAUAUACGCGAUUUUCUAAAAUAAACAACUUGCACAAAACCGCGGUUAAAACCAACGCGUUCAAGCGAUUCGUGUAACUGACGACAUCAACCCGUGUGUCAUCUUGAACCAUAUUAUAACCGCGGCACAUAACACAGAAAUUUUGGUUAUUCGCUUGGAUUUGAUUUUAGUUCAUCUCUAUUUUCUGUAUCAGCUGUAAUAAGUUAUUAAAGUUACGUUUUACCAAGUUUCCAUUUAUAUUUUCUAUUUUUAUGGUCAGGAAGGGAUGAAGCACAAUUGUUGCUUUUCUACUAGUGAAAUGAUUAAUUAAAGAAAAAUCCUAGAUAAAAACAAAUGUAUUUUAUUAAAAAAUAACAAUUAAUUCUUAUAAAUACCGACUAACAAAUUAUUUUUAUUGGUACAAUGUGUAGGCUGCAAUUUACCCAAGUGAACAUCAUAACCACAACUUUCUGCGUAUUUUUUUCUAUCAGUAUCAACCAAAUCCAUACAAAAAUAUCCUUGCUUUGUUUUGCCAUUAUCUUCUCCAUGAGUUUGGUCUGCAGAAUGAGCUAGCACUAGAUAAUCUUCAUGGGUAAUCUGUCAAAAAUACAGUAUUUCAAAAUUGGUACUAAUGGAAUAAUGUUGACAAAUGAUGUGCUUCAAACUAAAACUGAGCUGAAUCAAAAGUAAAUAGUUUGAUAUCAUCUAGAUGUGGUGAGAAUAAUGAUAAGCUUUCAACUGUUCUGAUAUUUGUCUAGACUAAACCUGCGACUGCGCUCGCGUGGAGUACUGGUAUAUGUCAUUCAUUUCGCAUUAGUAUGAGUGAGAUUGGUUUCGGGUAAAGAAAGACAGUAUUCAAAGCAAUGCAAUAGUUUCUUUGGCAAUGAGCAUUUGUCAUCCAACAUUUUCAUGUGACAGUAAGUUAAUUUUAUUGUUUCGCUUUUUUAAGUUCUCGAUAAAAAGUAACGAGUCGACUUAAAAAAAUUAUAUGAUGUUUAUAUUGGAUGUCAGGACUUAAACAUUAAAGUUUCUUGCUUUUUUUAUUUAUGGUGGGGGUUUCCAUUUCCCAUAAUUAUAUGAUGCC
Molecule: messenger RNA, 2810 nt
Organism: Acanthoscelides obtectus
Lineage: Eukaryota; Metazoa; Arthropoda; Insecta; Coleoptera; Chrysomelidae
Source: the annotation of a GenBank genome assembly